Messenger RNA from Pyrgilauda ruficollis (rufous-necked snowfinch), 1878 nucleotides. It is a transcript of the gene CERCAM, whose product is annotated as cerebral endothelial cell adhesion molecule. Lineage: Eukaryota; Metazoa; Chordata; Aves; Passeriformes; Passeridae. The coding region runs from base 7 to 1788 and encodes 593 amino acids. The transcript has 13 exons. The record is from RefSeq and is a predicted model, not a curated record.
UCCGCCAUGGGCGCCGCGGGGCCGCUCUGCGCCCUCCUCCUGCUGCUGGGCACCGGGACCCGGACCGGCACCGGGACCGGCAUCGAGACCAGGACCCGGCCAGAGCCGCCGCGCCUGGUACUCGCCCUGCUGGCCCGGAACGCGCAGCACUCGCUGCCGCACUGCCUGGGAGCCCUGGAGCGCUUGGACUAUCCCGCGGGCAGCAUCGCCCUGUGGUGUGCAACAGACCACAACUCGGACAACACGACGGCAAUGCUGCAGGAGUGGCUGGGGGCAGUGGGGAAGGACUAUCACUCGGUGGCCUGGAAGGUGCAAGAGGAGCCCAGCUCCUAUCCUGAUGAGCUUGGUCCCAAGCACUGGAGUGACAAACGCUAUGAAAACGUGAUGAAGUUGAAGCAGGAAGCUCUCACCUAUGCCCGGGAGCAGCAGGCAGACUACAUCCUGUUCAUGGACACUGACGCCAUCCUGACCAACAACCAGACCCUCAAGUUUCUCAUGGCGCAGAACAAGUCAGUGGUGGCCCCCAUGCUGGACUCACAGACCUUCUACUCCAACUUCUGGUGUGGCAUCACACCCCAGGGAUUCUAUCGCCGGACAGCCGACUACUUCCCCACCAAGAACCGGCAGCGGCUGGGCUGCUUCCGUGUCCCCAUGGUCUAUGCCACCUUCCUGAUCGACCUGCGGAAGGAGGAGACCUUGCAAUUGGCUUUCUACCCACCCCACCCCAACUACACCUGGGCCUUUGAUGACAUCAUUGUCUUUGCCUACUCCUGCCAGGAGGCUGGUGUGGAGGUCCACGUGUGCAACCAGCACCACUUUGGUUACAUCAACGUUCCUGUGAAGGCCCACCAGACACUGGAGGAUGAUCAUGCCAACUUCGUGCAUCUCAUGCUGGAGGCCAUGGUGGAUGGUCCCCCCAUGCAGCGCUCCAGACAUAUUUCUCUCCUGCCCAGGCCACUCACAAAAAUGGGUUUUGAUGAAAUCUUCCUAAUCAACCUGGUGCGGAGGCCAGACCGGCGGCAGCGAAUGCUAGCAUCCCUGCAGGAGCUGGAGAUCAUUCCACGGGUGGUGGAUGCUGUGGAUGGCAGCACCCUCAACAGCAGUGACAUCAAGGUGCUGGGUGUGGACUUGCUACCCGGGUACUACGACCCCUUCUCCGGCCGCACGCUCACCAAGGGCGAGGUUGGCUGCUUCCUCAGCCACUACAAUAUCUGGAAGGAGAUCGUGUCCCAGAGGUUGGAGCGGUCAGUGGUCUUCGAGGAUGAUGUGCGCUUCGAGGCUGCCUUCCCAGCACGGCUGCAGCGGCUGAUGGAGGAGCUGGAGCGGGCACAGCAGAACUGGGACCUCAUCUACCUGGGGAGGAAACAGGUGAACGACGAGGAUGAGGCACCUGUGAAAGGCGUGCGGAACCUGGUGGUGGCCGGGUACUCGUACUGGACACUGGCCUACGCCAUCUCCCACCAUGGGGCACGGAAGCUGCUGGCCACCAACCCCCUCUCCAAAAUGCUGCCUGUGGACGAGUAUCUGCCCAUCAUGUAUGACAAGCACCCCAAUGAGGAUUACAAGCGGCACUUCUCCCCACGGGACUUGCUGGUGUUUUCGGCUCACCCCCUCCUGGUUUAUCCCACUCACUAUGCUGGGGACAGCAACUGGCUGAGUGACACCGAGACUUCCACCAUCUGGGAUGACGAUGCCAAGAAGACUGACUGGGUUGGCUCGCAGAAGACACUGAGGGACUCACGGGGCAGUGCUGGCCACCUCCGCUCCACGGCCCGUGACGAGCUCUGAUGGGAUGAGGGAUUGUGAUCCAGCUGGGAGCACCAUGGGCAGGACCUUAUACUGCCCGCUCCCACUCAGGAGAUGCAGCUGCCCUGGACA